Messenger RNA from Dictyostelium purpureum, 1239 nucleotides. RefSeq lists its product as uncharacterized. The record is from RefSeq and is a predicted model, not a curated record. The transcript is spliced from 2 exons. The coding region runs from base 1 to 1239 and encodes 412 amino acids. NCBI's taxonomy places the organism in Eukaryota, Evosea, Eumycetozoa, Dictyosteliales, Dictyosteliaceae.
AUGGCUGGUAAAAAACUAAGUGAAAGAAAACUCAUUAAAGAUUAUUCAGAUGCUACAAUAUCAAGGUUACUUGGUUGUAACAGGGAUACCAUGAAAACAUUAUGGAAUAUUAUUUCUCCAUUAAAAAUAUUCUAUCAAGAGGAUCUUAUCAGACUAAUGGAUUUUAUCACCAACCAUCAAUCUAUGUUUGUACUCGCUAAUACCUACUCAAUAUCAGAAAAAAAUUUAAGAGAACGUUUAUGGAGUUGUCUAGAGAUUCUUACUGAUACUAUGCCACAGCUUGAUAUUAGGAACAGAUUUGUUGAUAAUCAAGGUGUCAAAUAUUUAAAUUUUGAAAAAAAUUCUGGUGCCUAUUGUUUAACUGCUAUCGAAAAUGCAAGUUUUCCUUUCCAAACUCAUGAUUCUGAAUUUAAAUCUGCCAAACAUGGAAAUAAAGCUGAAUUAAAGUACCAAAUGCUUGUUAAUAUAUCAAAUGGUACGAUAUGUCACCUUCAUGGUCCUUAUCCUGCAGCUUAUGAUGAUACUACUCUCUAUCGUGAAUCUUUAAAAAAUAACUCUUCGUUAAUAUCACAGCCAAAUGAAUAUAUCUUAGCAGAUAAAUAUUUCUCUGGGGAAGAAAGAUUAAUUUGCCCAAUAGAGAAAGGAAAAGGCCAACCAAAUCUCGAUAACAAUGAAAAGAUAUUCAACAAUUGGUUAUCUUCAAGUAGACAAUGUGUAAAAAAUUUAUCCCAAAAGUACAAGAGAUACAAAAUUUUGAAUACUCCAUUUAGAUCAAAUAUGGAAAAUCAUUUUAGAAUUGUAAAAUUGAUAACUUUCAUUAUCAACAAAAACCUAUCAGGCGAUUUACUCGAUAAUGUACAACUCCCAUCUUCCUUUCCUUAUGCUGAACGUUAUCUUACUGCUGUCCAUACAUCAGUUGCCCCUAUUGCCUCAGGCACACCAAUUACUAUGGGCUAUCAAGUUAAUUCAGCUACACCAAUUGCUUCAGGUGCUCAAGUUACAUCAGUUGCUCCCUUUGCUUCUGGUACAUCAGCUGCUAAAGCUGUUGUUCAAAAAACACCCUCAAACUAUCACCAUUCUCAACAUUUGGGUCGCCAUUCUCAACAUUUGGGUCACCAUUCUCAACAUUUGAGUCACCACCGUAAUCACCAUCCUUCAACCAAAAGCCACUAUAACUAUAUAUCUUGUACAGAUUUUUGCCCUUGUCACUCACCCACAACCAUAAAUUUAAAAAAUUAG